Messenger RNA from Drosophila eugracilis, 2199 nucleotides. It is a transcript of the gene Gss2, whose product is annotated as glutathione synthetase. The coding region runs from base 388 to 2055 and encodes 555 amino acids. NCBI's taxonomy places the organism in Eukaryota, Metazoa, Arthropoda, Insecta, Diptera, Drosophilidae. The record is from RefSeq and is a predicted model, not a curated record. The transcript has 8 exons. Gene Ontology annotation, cellular component: cytosol. Gene Ontology annotation, biological process: glutathione biosynthetic process. Gene Ontology annotation, molecular function: glutathione synthase activity; glutathione binding; ATP binding.
GGCACACUGCUAUUUUGGUUUCUAUUCGUCCCAUAAAAUUCAAAAAAUCUUUUUUCCUUUUAUCUGAGUUUUCAAAAGAUUUCUAAAUUGAAAACUCAGUUGACUCCGACUCAGUGCCCAAAUUUUCAGUGUGUCCUGCCGGAACGGAGGUGUGUCACCAAGGAAACUAGCGGCAAAGCCACAACAAUUGGUCGUUGAGAGUGACGAAAUAGAAAUCGGGAGAUAGCAGCGGCACCAGCAGCAGCAGUAGUAGUAGUAGUUAUAGUGAGUACGAGCACACCAGACAUCGCACAUAUCACCGCACGCUCAGUGCCCAGCGAGCAGUUUCGGCGAGCAGUUCCCACGCAGCAGAUCCGUAGUCCCCUAGAUCCCCGAACCAGCCCGAUCAUGUCCAGCGAUGCCAAUACGCCCGUGCUGCGCAAUUGCAUUCAGUUGCCGCUGCCGGAGGAAGAGCUCCUGGAGGUUACCGCCAAGGCCAAGGACUAUGCCAUCAUGCACGGCGCUGCCAUGCGCUCAAAAACAGCCUUCAGUCCGGACUCCCUGAAUUUCGCCCCGUUUGUGCUGGUACCUUCUUCGUUUCCGCGCAAGGAGUUUGAGAAGGCGGUGGCCCUGCAGCCGAUCAUCAACCGGCUGAUGCACAAUGUGGCCCACGACGAGGAGUUCAUCACGACGACACUGGCGGAGACGAUCAAAGUAGAUGAGUUCACGGCCGGUCUUUUUAACAUCUAUCGCAAGGUUUUGGCGCACGGAUUCACCCAGAAAAUAUCACUGGGGAUGCUGCGCAGUGAUCUGAUGCUGGAGUCCGGGUGUCCAGAGUUGUCGCCACGGGCGCUGAGGUUGGAGGCUGGCGAGGAUGCGGAGGCUGCUGAGGGGAAAGAAGCUGGAACUGCUGCUGCUGGCACGGGCAGAAAGGAGGAGGCGGAGCGGAAGGAGCACAGGGAGAAGCAGCUAUGCCAGGCCACCAGAGAGCGGGAACGAAGGGCGACCGGCGCUCAAUCCGCAUACUGCUGCUGGAAACAAGUCGAGAUCAAUACGAUAGCUUCGGGCUUUGGCCAUUUGGGACCAGCAAGUAAAACCAUACAAAGAUUUGUACUUAGCGAACUUGGACAUGCGGAUAAGCUGCACAAUAUGCCCGAUAACAAAGCCCUGGCUGGACUCUGCGAUGGCAUGGUCAGGGCCUGGGAAAUCUAUGCCAAGCCGAAAGCUGUGAUCCUGUUCAUCAUCGAGGACGUGUCGUAUAACAUCUGCGAUCAGCGAUUCCAUGAGUUCUACAUUCGUGAGACCUAUCCGCACAUAAAGGUGCUGCGUCGCACUCUUACCGAGGUUCAUCGGGAGGGCAAACUUGGCCUGUCCAAGGAGCUGCUUCUGGGAUCCCUGGAGGUGGCUGUAAUCUAUUUCCGUGCUGGCUAUGAACCAGGGCACUAUCACUCACAGGCGGAGUGGGAUGCCCGCUAUCUUAUGGAGACAUCGUUGGCCAUUAAGUGCCCCUCGAUUCAUUACCAUCUGGCGGGGACCAAGAAGGUUCAACAGGCACUCGCCCAACCGGCAGUUCUCGAACGUUUCAUUAACGAUCCGGAGGAGAUCAAGGCAGUGGGCAAGAUCUUUACGGGUCUGUAUUCACUCGACGACAACGAGGCGGGCAAUGCCUCCUACGAGAUGGCACUGCGGACUCCAGAGCGAUUCGUGCUGAAGCCUCAGCGCGAAGGAGGUGGCAAUAAUGUUUACGGCGUGGAUAUUCCAGAUGCCCUCAAGCGAAUGUCGCGCGUGGAGCGGUCUGCCUGGAUACUCAUGGAUCUGAUCCAUCCGCCGCUGACCAAGGGCUAUAUGGUGCGUCCCGGUGGCGAUAUGCCGCCCCAGAUCGUCGACAUGGUCUCCGAGCUGGGUAUCUUUGGCGUGGUCAUCGGUGAUGCCGAACACAUUAUGCAUAAUUACCAAGCGGGACACAUGCUACGCACAAAGCUGUCGACCGCCAAUGAAGGAGGUGUAGCCGCCGGAAUGGGCGCCCUGGAUAGUCCCUAUUUAAUUGACAGCGAUGACGAGGACGAAAACAACUAGGGUCCUUCAAUUGAAGGCUCCAAACGCCGGCAUUCCACCUGUUGCCUCAGUCUUGUAUAAAUAAUUAUUUUUGUAAAGCGUGUUGUAAAUUUUUCACAAUUUUCCCCAUCCCAAAUUGUAAUAAACAAAACGUAAAGUUAGAAA